AUGGCAUCUUAUGUAUAUUUCAAGUUCAAGUCACAGAAAGAACCACAGCGUGUAACAAUCGAUGGCCCUCAUACGGACGUCUGGAAUCUGAAACGUGAAAUCAUCACCAUUUCUCGUCUGGGAGAUGGAACAGAUUUCGACCUCAAGAUCUACAAGGAGAAUGGUGAUGAAGAAUACACAGAUGAUACUGAAAUCAUACCCAAAGACUCGACUGUCCUCGCUCGAAGAUUGCCUGCGUCGGCUCCAGGCAAAGGCCGUGCUGCUCGAUAUGUCUCCGGCAAGCCGCCUGUUAGCGCCAAACCCACUGCUGCGAAUGCUGCCAGCAAAUCGGUCAAGACGGUGGAUAUGGAUAAAGCGAUGACAGAACAAGAGAAGCUGCAGGCGAUGUUUCAAUUCACCGACGCACAAUGGCAACAGAAACAAGAAGAGAUGGCCCAUGAGACACGAGUGCCCAUGCAAGGAGGCAAGCCCUUCAAAAAGGCCAACGUCCCCGAAGGAGAACCGCCGCAUGGAUAUAUCUGCUAUCGUUGUGGCAAAAAAGGUCAUUGGAUCCAAGCAUGCCCGACAAACGAUGAUGCCAACUACGACAACAAGAAUCGCAUCAAACGAACCACUGGGAUUCCUCGGUCAAUGUUGAAGAAGAUUGACCAAUCGGAUAUCGAUAAGCUUGAUGAUGUUCAAAGACAAAAUCUUAUGGUGAAUGCUGAAGGAGAAUACGUCUUUGCUCAAGCGGAUGAAAAGGCAUGGAAAAAACAUCUGGAACAAGUCAAAGCUGCUGAAGCUGCCCAGAAGAAAGUACAAAUUGGCGACAAAGAGCUGCAAGAUCGAGGUUUGGAAUGCUCGAUUGACAAGCGCUUGUUUGUAGAUCCAAUGAAGACCCCUUGUUGUGGGAAGACUUAUUGCCACGACUGUAUUGAAAAUGCUUUGCUUGAGAAUGAUCUCACUUGCCCCGGCUGUGAGACAGAGAACAUCAGUCUCGAACGUCUCGAGCCUGAUGAAGACAUGAAGGCCAGAAUCAAAGAGUAUGAAGCAGAGAAGGCAGAAGCAAAGCGACGAUCUAGAAGUCCUACUGUCACAGCGGAUUCACCCAAAGCAAAUGGUUCGGGUUCAAGAUCCAGAUCAAAUUCACGACAAGGAAGUGGUUCCCCUCAAUCGACCAGUGGACAAGCUCGGAAACGCAGUGCCAGUGACGUGGAUGGACCUUCUGCAUCCGGGAAUCUCGCUGCGCCAGCCAUGAAACGUCAGAAGUCGGGCGAAGCAGCGUCUUCGUCGACGACACCAAAGCCCGAGGCUGACGCCAAAAAGGACGGUAUCAAAGAGAGUUCAACUCCUGAAAGUAAUAACAUGCUACCCACAAACAUGAUGCCACCGGAUUUGUCUCAAAUGCAACCGGGCAAUAACAUGCCUUUCCCCAUGAUGACCGGUUUCAAUCCGUUCAUGAUGAAUCCCAUGGCCAUGAACAUGGGUAUGAAUGGAAUGAACUUGACGAACCCGAAUUUCAACAUGAUGACCGGUAUGAAUGGUAUGAACAUGUUCCCACAAACCAACGGGAAUAUAGGUUUUCCAAACAUGAACCAAAUGCCAACUUGGAAUAUGAAUAUGAACCAGAGUCAGAACCAGAACCAGAACCAAAAUCAGGCCAGCAACAACAUGGGACCCAAAGGGUACAACAGCAAUUUCAACACCAAUCGACCAAAUCGCAACACAAGCUUUCAACCACCCAAACCAACAUCACAACAGCCAGCAGGAAUGACUGGUGUUCCCACUGGUCCUAAAGCCUUGAUGCAACAACAGAAUCCAAAUCAGAGUUUUUAUCCUCCCACAGGUCCUGCUAGCAGCAAAUUUUCCAAUCAGCAACGACAUAUUGGAAAUGAAGAGGAUAAUGCCUACAUGCGGCAACCGGUGAAUCCACAUCGGCAUAUGAAUCGAAAUCGUCGAGCGAGACAGGCCGAUUACCGAGAACUGUAA
Molecule: messenger RNA, 1968 nt
Organism: Rhinocladiella mackenziei CBS 650.93
Lineage: Eukaryota; Fungi; Ascomycota; Eurotiomycetes; Chaetothyriales; Herpotrichiellaceae
Exons: 3
Coding region: 1-1968 (655 amino acids)
Biological process (GO): mRNA processing; protein ubiquitination; ubiquitin-dependent protein catabolic process
Cellular component (GO): nucleus
Molecular function (GO): zinc ion binding; ubiquitin protein ligase activity; nucleic acid binding
Source: RefSeq, a predicted model, not a curated record